GAUGAAGCUAAGGGUUUGGCAAGAGCCACGGACAGAAAAAACGCUUAUAAUAUAAAUACAUAAACAUACAAAUAUAUAUAAUUAAGCUAUUGCGAGAUCAAUGAACGCCGUAGAAUGGGAGCAGGAGUGCGAAAAAAUCAUUGUUUUUCGAAAUGCGGUUUUUGAAGGUAAACACAGCCGAAUUGAGGUCCCAGAAGAAGCCAGGUUAAAGUUUUUAAAGGAAAGGCUAAAAAGCUCUUUAAAAGGAGGCGAUAAACAGAAGGAAGAACCACAAGAGAGUAAAAAGGAUGAGGACUCCACCGUGGAAGUGAAGAAUUCAGAACAGGAAGUUCGUGAACCUUCUGAAUUGAAGAGGUCAGUAAGUGAGACUCCUUUGAUAGAAGAAUUGAAGCCUGUAUCUGGUGAGUUUACGAAUAUCCCUGGGUUGGGGUCAUCUCGAGUACAGAAGCCACAAGGAUCAUUGGAGACACCACAGCUGGGACGUGCGGCUUUGGAUCAAGAACCUGAUCAUAGAAACACCAAUAAUGAAGAAAAUGAAAUUUUGGAAAAAUCGUCUCCUAUAUCGUCAAGCUUACCGGUUCUUUCUCACGUGUCUUCUCAAAAAUCAACAUCAGCAGAUGCGAUGAAACCUGCAAAGCCCGAGAACGAAAAGGCUUCUUCUCAACUUCUCUCAUUUGUGAGUAAAAGUCUUGAAAAAAUAGACGUUAGCACGGUAAAGCAAGCGUCUUCUCUCAAAAGCUCCAAAUCUGCUUCUGAUAUACCUUCCCCUCCCAUGUCUGCAUUUGCACCUUCUCGUGUUUCUGCACCCUCCCCUCCACGAGUCCCUACCUUCUCCGUUCCUAGUCUGAAGCAUAUACAAUCUCCUGCGAAUGAAUCGUCUUUUCCGAGCGUUGAUAAACUUCAGACUGCUCUUCGGUUUCCUUCUCCUCCUCCAUCUGCACCAAUCCACCAGUCUCCUAAACAGAUUUACUCUUCUUCUCUAAAGGAUGAGGUUUCGAAUGUAACUGUUAAAGAUGAGGAAUUGUCACCACCACCGCCCCCUCUGGCAACAAUGCUAAGCUCGUUAGAAUCUCCCAACCAGCAGCAGCAACAAAAGCAACCAUACUCUCCAACUUGGGUUCCGUAUAACGUGAGUCAACCUCAAACAACCAUAAGACGAGUUCCGGAUUUACCUCCCAGUGAGCUGAGUCCCUUUCCCUCUGAUGCUGGAUCAUCACGACCUACCUACGAUUUCGAGUUUGCCGAAACAAAGGUUCGCUUCCAUCCAUACGAAAGAAGUAUGACGGGAAUGCAUUCUCCUUAUCCUUCUGCGGCUGAACCUAUGAGUGUCCCUUCUAGAAACUCAGUAGCUCCUCUGCAAUUUGCACCCUACAACAGGGAGGGAUCAUAUUUGCCGCAGCAUGACUACCCUGCAGAUUAUUCUUCGAAGGAAAUACAGAACUUUCCAUCCACUACUCGUUAUGCAGACUUCGAAGGUUUUAACGAUCAGUAUAACUAUUCCUCGUCUUAUUCGCCGUAUUAUCAUCAUCGUAUGAGAAGCUCAAAUGCUUUCCCUCAGAUGCAAGUGCCUUCUACUCCUGGUUACUACAACCCAUCAGCUGCUGUGGAUUAUAGAAGAAUGACUCCAAAUCCUACGCUUCACCGUUAUCCCGUGAAUGACCCUAGGUACAUUCACUAUCCUCCGAAUAGGAGCUACUACUAAUGGACUUUUUGAUUUAUAUUUUUGGACUACAUUGCUUCAUGCAAACAGUUUUGGAAACACAACAAUUUUGCGUAGAUAUAUUUUGUUUAUAGAAAAUUAUUUAUUAAUCCUAUAAUUUUUUUUUUAUAUUAAAUUUCUAUCUGAAGAUAUUGACCUUUUCUACAGUGCAGAAACAGCUAUUGAUCGAGC
Schizosaccharomyces cryophilus OY26 is the source of this 1891-nucleotide messenger RNA. RefSeq lists its product as uncharacterized. NCBI's taxonomy places the organism in Eukaryota, Fungi, Ascomycota, Schizosaccharomycetes, Schizosaccharomycetales, Schizosaccharomycetaceae. The record is from RefSeq and is a predicted model, not a curated record. The transcript has a single exon. The coding region runs from base 101 to 1702 and encodes 533 amino acids.